CUAUUACUAGUGCGAAAAAUAAAUAUGCGGAACCCUCAAUUCGUUUCUGGUGCGCUCCGCUCUCGUUUUUCCCUUUAGCUUUUCGUUGAGUUGAGGAGUAAUAUUAUUAGUACUAACACUGAGUUCUUCAGCUCUUUAUUGCAAUCUACUGGAGGGAUGAGUUCGUCUUCCGCGGAUCCUUUUCCAGCAAUUCAGGAAAUUAUGCUUGAAUUCCGUGCUGGUAAAAUGUUAUUCGAGGGAAAAAGGGUUGUCCCCGAUGCACGAAAAGGACUUGUUCGUAUUGCUAGGGGAGAGGAGGGAUUAGUCCAUUUUCAGUGGCUUGAUCGGACACAAAAUGUGGUUGAGGAUGAUCAAAUAAUAUUUCCAAAUGAAGCAAUUUUUGAGAAGGUUAACCAAGCUUCUGGAAGGAUUUACAUAUUGAAGUUUAAUGGUGAUGAUAGAAAGUUUUUCUUCUGGAUGCAGGAACCAAAUGCUGAUGGUGAUUCACAACUCUGUAGCUCAGUGAAUGAUUACCUUAACACACCAAUAGAGUUCCUUGGUGAAGAAGAGGCUGAUGGAUCCCUUCCUCUUCAAGUUUCUGAAGAUAUGAUUGAGGAUGAUAUCUCAUCUAGAGCUGCAAACCUGGUUGUCCCAAACUUGGGUAUGGAAGCAACUAGUGAUGUAACAUCUUCUGGUCCAGUUAAAUUGGCAGAUCUCCAAAGAAUAUUGAGUAACAUUGGACCUGCAGAUAUUCUUGAUCUUGACGGAGGCUUGGGACUUGGUGAUAUAUUGAAGCCAGAUCUAAUAAUGCCGUUGAUGGAUACAAUAUCUUUGGAGCAGCGUUUAGCUCCCUACUUACCUGAGGGCAAGUGGUCUCCAGAAGAUAUAUUGGAAUUGUUGCAGAGCCCACCUUUCCGUCAGCAAGUAGAUUCAUUUACUUAUGUACUUAAAACAGGACAGAUAGAUUUAACUCAGUUUGGAAUUAAUCCAAGCAAAUCAGACAAGUUCACAGUUUUGUCUUUUCUUGAGGCUCUUGAAGAUUCUGUUUCUGAAUCAUCAGAGGCAGAGGAAUCCAGACAAGAUCAAUCUUGUAACCGUCAUGACCCUAUGGAUGAAUCUAAGUAGCAAGGUUUCUUCCUUGUCUUCCCAUCCCCUCUCUUCCCCCUCCCUUCCUUUCUCUCCCCCUCCCUCCCCUUCCCUCCCCUUCCCUUUCCCUUCCCCUUAAAGUUUAAAGAUAAGACAUUGUUUUUUUUUAUAAACAUUUCUGCAUGAAAGAAAAAAAAAAAUUAAAGGGCAUUGAAAAAGGAUACUAAUUUACUUUGGAUCUUUUAAGGCAACAAUUAAUUAAAUUUUUAGCCAUUGUUUUCCUUUC
Arachis stenosperma is the source of this 1351-nucleotide messenger RNA. RefSeq names its product 26S proteasome regulatory subunit RPN13. NCBI's taxonomy places the organism in Eukaryota, Viridiplantae, Streptophyta, Magnoliopsida, Fabales, Fabaceae. The transcript has 14 exons. Gene Ontology annotation, biological process: ubiquitin-dependent protein catabolic process. Gene Ontology annotation, cellular component: proteasome regulatory particle, lid subcomplex; cytoplasm; nucleus. The record is from RefSeq and is a predicted model, not a curated record. Bases 157 to 1104 code for a protein of 315 amino acids. Gene Ontology annotation, molecular function: proteasome binding; endopeptidase activator activity; ubiquitin binding.